This is a messenger RNA of Biomphalaria glabrata, 2211 nucleotides long. RefSeq lists its product as uncharacterized. Gene Ontology annotation, molecular function: G protein-coupled receptor activity. The record is from RefSeq and is a predicted model, not a curated record. Bases 5 to 1861 code for a protein of 618 amino acids. Lineage: Eukaryota; Metazoa; Mollusca; Gastropoda; Planorbidae. Gene Ontology annotation, cellular component: membrane. Gene Ontology annotation, biological process: cell surface receptor signaling pathway; G protein-coupled receptor signaling pathway. The transcript is spliced from 7 exons.
UGCAAUGAAAAAUACUGUAGCGUUGCUACCUACUGGAUUAUUGGGAACUCUACCAAAAGAGUCCCUUACAUCUUUUCUUCUCAAUUUCGACUCGGACUCCAUACAAGAUUCUAGAGACCAUAUUGUUUUUUAUCACGCCAGUUGCACUUCCGGUGAAUGGCCGAGUCCUGAUAGACGCUGUCUACCAUUACAUUGUUCCCUUGGAAAACUUCUCAUCAACGCAAGUUGCAGUUCGGCACUGCAGCAAAUCAACGGACUGGAAUAUAAACUAAGUCUCUGGCUGACUCCUGCCAGAGGGUCAACACUAGUGAAGUUACAUUUGCCUUGUCGUCAUUUGAGAGAAUCUGUCGUUAGAAAGUUUCAGGAAUGGCUCAAAACGGUAAAUGUCGAGUACCACAUCACAGCAGACGUCUUCAAUUUCACGUCUCGUUUACAAGAUGCUUUGUUGCGCCAUUCUUUCCCAUGUUUCAUAAGACUUGAUGCCAGGCUGCAGGGUCCAGUGAACGUCUCAAGAGAUGAGUUUGAAACUUUAGUUCUGGAUAACUGGGUAAAUAGACAAAUAACUUUGAAAGAAAGACGAAGAUUAACUUUUGCCUUACAAACCUUGGAGGCCACGUCUAGGAAGUCAGACUUUGUAUUGAUGAAAGAUAGCAGUCCUUCAGGGUUUGAAAGUACCUAUACAAACAGUAAAAACUACACAAAUCAGUUUGAUGAAGACCUACUAAUAGAAAUGAACAAUUUACUUCGAUGUGGCCAUGUAGUUUUCAACAAAUCAGAAUACGAACUAAAUAUAUUGGACAAUCCUUUGCCUUCAGACUUUAAAGUGACAAUAGAUCUCAAAGUCAUAAAAGUGACACUUUCAGAGCCUCGAGAUCUAAACUACCUUCUCAUUGAGGAGAGCGGAGAAUUAAAAGUGUGUUGGGAGACUUUGGAGACAAAACUGAAGGAGAUUGAAGACGCUGAAGACACUUUGAGACAGAGGAGACUGGAUGUCCCUGAUGGUACGCUCUACAUCGUCAGCGUAUCUUGUUCAGUGGUGUCACUGGUCUGCCUUGUAGUAACUAUUAUGACUUACCUCAUACAUCCCAUUUUGCGAACGUUUGCAGGCAAGAACAACAUGAUGCUGUCACUCAGUCUUCUGUUGGCGCAGACAUCACUUCUAGCAGCUUUUUACAUUGAGUACAAAGGAGAUAUUUGCACUUGUCUGGGCAUUUCGACUCACUUCCUGUGGCUGUGGAUGUUCACAUGGACUUUCAUCUGUAGCCUGGACAUGUUCCUGGUGUUCACUGCCAAGACUCGAAGUUCUUGCUGUCAAGAUGAUUACAAGUCCUUCACCAAGCGAUGUCUCUUCUCCGUAUCUUUUCCAGCAACUGUGGUUUCUGCGGUAGUGGUUGUUACUUACUUUCAAAGUGAAAGUCAAAGAAUAGGAUAUGGAUCUUCGAGAUGCUUCCUUGAUUCUUUCAUCGUAAAGAUGGUGAGUUUUACAGGUCCUCUCGUCGCACUAGUCCUCUGUAAUACAAUCUUCUUCAUCACUUCCGUUGUCAAGAUACACAAAGUUCGACAACUGAAGUUAUCUUACUUGAACAAGGAGGAACAGAGUAAUCUCAUCGUCUACGUGAAGUUGUCGGCCAUGACAGGUGUCUUUUGGCUUCUAGCUACAGUAGCGCAAGCGUCUGGUGUCUAUUAUCUCAAGUUCAUCGUCGAGCCAAUCAACGGCCUCCAAGGUGUUUACAUCUUCAUGUCUUACGUCUGCAACAGACGUGUGCUCAGGUUGUAUCGCGGCACUGAUGACGUCAAGACUGUGACAACAAAUACUUCGUCUGCUACUUCAAAGGAAGUGGACAAUAAAAUGUUUAUCUGACGGUUUGGUUAUGUUAUGUUGACAUCAUUCAGAAUAUACAAAUAAUACAUAUAUAAUCAAGCGUUUGUAAUGUGGUGUGCUGACAUUAAGCAAUGAAGUAAAUAACCUUAAACUAUUAAUAAAAUAUGUAUAAUUUCGUAUUUCAAAUAUUGCUAAAUAUAAUAUGUUUUUUUUUUAUGACAUACUAGUCAACCGGCGUACGCAUACGCCUCUAUUUUUCAGGCCGGCCUUAGAUGACCGCAGUGGGCUCCGCAUUUAUGAGACCGCAGUGGGCCCCGCACUUUCAUAGGACCUGCGCUAAUUCUAGGUGAUUAAAUUAUUAAAUUAAACCAUUGUAUAACUUAUAACAG